AUGCUCAAGGACUUGGGUAUCGAAUGGGUGAUUCUUGGUCACUCGGAAAGGCGUCACAUUUUUGGAGAGUCGGAUCAGCUCAUUGCUGAAAAGACUGUCCACGCACUUGAAUCUCACAUCAACGUCAUUUUCUGCAUCGGUGAGAAACUAGAGGAAAGAGAAGCAGGCAAAACGAAAGAGGUAAACUUCCGGCAACUGCAAGCUCUAGUUGACAAAAAGGUUGACUGGACAAAUAUUGUUAUCGCUUAUGAGCCAGUAUGGGCUAUUGGCACGGGAAAGACAGCAACUCCUGAUCAGGCGCAAGAGGUCCACCUCUGGAUUCGCGAGUUUUUGAAAGAGAAGGUUUCUCCUGAAGUGGCCGAGAAGACCCGCAUCAUCUAUGGAGGUUCUGUUACUGCCGAAAACUGUGUUGAAUUGGGAAAGAAGCCUGACAUUGAUGGUUUCUUGGUCGGAGGUGCUUCACUUAAGCCCGAUUUCAUUAAGAUCAUCAACGCUCGUAAAUGA
Molecule: messenger RNA, 504 nt
Organism: Cooperia oncophora
Lineage: Eukaryota; Metazoa; Nematoda; Chromadorea; Rhabditida; Trichostrongylidae
Source: the annotation of a GenBank genome assembly